Messenger RNA from Cebus imitator (Panamanian white-faced capuchin), 502 nucleotides. RefSeq names its product pancreatic progenitor cell differentiation and proliferation factor (gene PPDPF). NCBI's taxonomy places the organism in Eukaryota, Metazoa, Chordata, Mammalia, Primates, Cebidae. Gene Ontology annotation, biological process: multicellular organism development; cell differentiation. The transcript has a single exon. The annotation marks the transcript as partial. The record is from RefSeq and is a predicted model, not a curated record.
GGUAUCCCCAAGGCUGACCCGGGUCACUGGUGGGCCAGCUUCUUUUUCGGGAAGUCCACCCUCCCGUUCAUGGCCACGGUGCUGGAGUCUGCAGAGCACCCGGAACCCCCCCAGGCCUCCCGCAGCGUGACCACCCGUGGCCUGGCUCAGGACGCCCUGAGGAAGCAGCCUGGUGGUCAGCCCAGCACAGCCAGCGCUGGGCCGCCGUCCUGACUUGAGCGAUGACCACCAGCCCCAGACCUGCGGAGGCGCUAGGCCACCAGAGCCCCUCCCGCCCCCCAACCCCCAGGCCCCCCCGCCCACCCGUAGAUUAGGCGGCUGCAGCCAGCAGACCUCCACAUCCACACAGCAGACACCAAAAAGGAGUGAGGGCCCGGCUCUCCACCGCCCGGCCCGCCCCAGCCCUGAGCAGCUUUCCUGACACCUGGAACUGUGCACCUGGCACCAAGCGGAAAAUAAACUCCAAGCAGCCGCAUCCCCGAUGGUGUGUGCCUGAACUGUG